AUGGAUGCUCAGUUGCUGUCCGUGCUGCAGUUGACGGCAUGGAGCAGCGUCCUCAGCAAGAUCCUUGACUGGCUCUGUUCAUUCCUUCCAGGCUUCGACAACGAUGAGAUGUACCCACUGCAUGCAUUCGACGACACUAGGGAGAACAGAAAGAUACUCUCGUGGACUCUCCGCUUCGACAGUGUCCUUGAUGCCGAUCUACUCCACCUCUCUCUCGUCAAGCUCAUCGACCGGCCAGGAUGGCGGAAGAUGGGUGGCCGGCUGACAAAGAACAAGGGCAGUAAGCUGGAGAUCAAAGUACCGGAGAACUUCACCUACGAUCGGCCGGCUGUGAGGUUUUCAAGCGAAGAAUUCGAUCUUGAUAUGGAGGAGGAACCUCGCGUCUGGAAACUUCCGAGAAGCGACAGCACAGGCAGACCUUCAUUACACGAUGGCCCUCCAGCUUUCCGGUAUCUUACCAAGCGUCCCGACAUGGCAACCAAGUUCUCAGACUAUGUCGACCAAGAUGAGCCUAUGAUGUCCAUGCAUGUUGCUUCAUUCAAUGAUGGCACACUCGUCACUAUCAGCUGGCCUGGUGUUGCCACCGACAUGAUGGGUAUGCAUGGAUUCAUCCAGGCCUGGUGCGAAGUCCUCGGAGACCGUGAGGACAAUGUUCCGGAGAUGAUGGGAACACACAAGGACCCAAUGAGAUCUCUUGGACGACUGAAGCUCAGGGAAAAGUACGUCUUUGCCGGUGCUCAUCUGCAAGGUCUUCAACUCCUGCGAAGCUUGUACUACUCUCUUGUGGACAAGUGGACACAUGGCGAGAUGGAGUCAAAAACGCUUUGCCUACCUGCCUCAUCUAUGGCAAAGCUGAAGCGGGAAGCCGGCGUAUCUUCGAGCGGCGAGAAGGCUCUCAUCAGCGAGGGCGACAUUCUGGCAUCCUGGCUGGCUAGACAAGCCUGCUCAAUUCUUCCGAUUUCCUCCGACCGGCCGGUUACAGUGUUGAUGCCGUUCGAGGCCCGGUCGAGACUGCCCAUGGUGUUCCCACAGCAAUCCAAGACGGAACAAGAAAGCUGGGGCGAGAUGUGUCGGCCAAGCCCUGUGUACCUGGGCAAUGCAACGUUCACAGCGCACCUGCACAUCCCCGGAUCUGCUCUUCUCAGUGCGCCUAUUGGAGAGGUCGCCUACGCGACGCGAGCCGCGAUCCUCCGGCAGACGACCGAAUCACAAAUCAAAGCUGCCUCCCGAGAGAUUCGUCAUCGUCAGGAGGAUGUCGGCGGCUUCCUGGGCCAGAUGAGGCUACCACUCAAGUAUACCACACCGGACAGCAUGAUGGUGACGGUAUCGAAUUGGAGCAAGAUGAACGUCUUCGACACGUUCGACUUCUCACCUGCAGUCAUCAACAAGAACAUUGGUGUUGCGACAAGGAGUAUGACCAGCCUCAAGGCUGGCAAGCCGACAUAUAACCAUGUGGAUGUGCUGAGGCCGUCGAUGGGCGAUAGGAAUAAGUUCCACAUAUCUGGGAAGGAUCACCACGGCAAUACAUGGAUCACGGGCAGAAUGGCAGCUGCUGGCUGGGAGGCGCUCAGAGAGGAGUUGGCUUGGUUAUAG
Diaporthe citri is the source of this 1593-nucleotide messenger RNA. RefSeq lists its product as uncharacterized. The record is from RefSeq and is a predicted model, not a curated record. The coding region runs from base 1 to 1593 and encodes 530 amino acids. NCBI's taxonomy places the organism in Eukaryota, Fungi, Ascomycota, Sordariomycetes, Diaporthales, Diaporthaceae. The transcript has a single exon. Gene Ontology annotation, molecular function: acyltransferase activity, transferring groups other than amino-acyl groups.